GUCAAGUCGAGUAUAAAAUGUUGAAAUAUUUGAUAUCAUAUAAAGUGUAAAUCAUAUUGGGUACCCAAAAAUAAUGUUUGUGACAUAGUUUUUUUUUCAAGGUUGAAUUGAUAUUAGCGUCGUUUUAUGAAAUUUGAUGCAUGGAGGUAUAGAAAAAUUGUUUAGUAAAUCGGAUAUGUUAGAAGAAAUGUCCGUUCGUGAAUUUUGUGAUGUUUGUGAUAAAAUGAAAAGCAGAAAGGAAGCUAGUAACAGUGAUAAAGAUGAUCCAGUGACCAUUAAUUCCACCCAGAUGUGUUCAAACUUAAGUUCAGGUUUAUUUGCAUUCCGUUACCAUAUGUCUUUAAUAUUGACUGUGUUACUUUAUAUGACUUCGAUUCCUUUAACAAAUGGAUUUAAUUUGGACAUAACGAGUAAAAUAGAAUUUGAAGGUCCGAACAGAGGGAGUUACUAUGGCUACACAGUGGCAAUGAUGAACCAGAAUGACCAGAACAGUUGGAUAUUGUUUGGUGCUCCAAAGGACAGCAGUGUUUAUCUUCCGGACGUAGAGAAGCCAGGUGCUAUAUACAAGUGUACAUUCACCCGUGAUUUCAGUGCACGCACUUGUGAGGAAGUUUUCAUUGAUGAUAUAACUGGUAGCGGUUCUGCGCCCUUUGAUGGGAAAAGUAGAAGUUUUACACAUGGAAGGGACGACCAGUGGCUGGGAGCCUCUUUGGAUGUUCAGGAAGGAAAAGGGAUUGUGACAUGUGCAAGCAGAUGGUAUAACAAACAAUUCCUAAGCAGCGGGUAUUACUUUAUGAACGGACUGUGCUAUGAAAUACCUCUAGACUUCAACAGAAACAACAUUAAGACUAUCCCUGGUCUUGUAGCAGGUGAUAAACAGACCAUGACCAUACCCGGAACGAACGUUACGAAACUCAAUUACGGGAUGGGCAAUUUGGGCGCAUCAGUCCAUUAUACAAGUCAGGGUGAAGAUCUGUUAUUAGGAGCCCCGGGUCUGUGGUAUUUUACCGGAGGUUUUAUAGAUUUACACCAGACUGAAGCCUACUUUACAGAUUACAACAAAACUCCUACUGAGAUCAACGAAAUGGCGGGUUAUGCCAUAACGAGUGGGCAAUAUUUUGGAGGGGAGCUAACAAUGUUUGCUAUAGGAGCGCCAAGAGAUCAUUUGACAGGAAAGGUUUUCCUAUAUGGGUCAAACAGGAAGACUUUCGUUUUGGACGAUCCUGACCUUACCUUAAACGGAUCGGAAAUAACUGAGAUUCCAGUGAAUGGUUUCUUUGGAGCUGCCCUUUGUACUGUUGAUGUCAACAAAGAUGGAUUGGACGAUCUUCUUGUAGCUGCACCAUUUUAUAGCAAAGGCGAACGCGAGGAAACCGGGAUGGUUAUAGUAUACCUCGGACAGGAUGAUAUGACGUUUAAACCGAUGUCUACCAUGUUAACCGGAAGUGACAAAUCUGGUGCACGCUUUGGUACUGCAAUUGCCAGCCUAGGAGAUUUAAACAAAGAUAAAUACAAUGAUAUUGUGGUAGGCGCUCCUUAUGAAGAUGAUUUGCAAGGCGCCAUCUAUGUCUAUAAUGGAUGUAAAACUGGUAUCUGGCCUCACUUCUCCCAGAGAAUAGCUGCAGCUUCUCUCCGUACUGGACUCAUGUCAUUUGGAAUUUCUUUCUCGAAAGCUGAAGACAUGGACAGCGAUGGAGUGAAUGAUAUUGCAGUGGGUGCUUACUUAUCGGACAAGGCUUACCUUCUGUUUGGUCAGUCUGUGAUAAAUAUAGAAAUUACCCUGCAAAGUAGUGUCACUCAGAUUGACAAAGAUACCACUCAGAUGUGUCCGUCAACUGACGGCAGCGAUGUUGUCCCUUGUUUCAGGGUUGGCGUUUGUUUUUUCUAUUUGUACAGACAGUUCAGUACCAUCGAGGUGAACGUGACUUUGCAGCUAGAUACCUAUAUGGGAGAAUACAAUCGCAUUGCCUUUCGGAGUAAUGGCCAGGGUGUAGAACACUUUCCUCUUAAACUGUUUUCUGGAGAUAGAACAUGCAUUAGUGAUAAGGAUGUCCUAAUAAAGUCUACAUCUGACUUGGUGACGCCUGUGCGUAUGAAAGCCAGUUAUGAAGUCCUGGAUAUACCCAGCGGCAGUGCUCGUGUCCAACCCACAAUUAAUAAAUUUAAUGGAGAAAACCCGGAUAAACAUAUACUUAUUGCCACUAAAAUUGUUGAUUUUAAGAAAGACUGUCCAAAUAAUGAAUGUAAGACCGACCUUCACCUUACAGCAGAGGCCAAGUACGGCACAUCUACAGAAUAUUUCAUUAUUGGUUCAUCCACACUAACCAUUGAUGUCAGUAUACUGAAAUCAGGGGAUCCGAGCUACAGCUCAAACUUCUUCAUUACAGUCCCAAAUACUCUUCAAUACCAGAAGGUAACUAAAGUCUAUGGAGACCCAGAGAUAAACUGUGGUUUUGUCAAUCUUGGAGACGAGGAAUCUGGGGAGGAGGACAUGGAUUCACUCGAUUAUCUGCAAAGAAAAAAUAUUCCAAAAGUAUUAGAAGAUGAGUUUCUCAUGGCUUGCUCGUUUGGAAAUCCUAUGUACAAGAACACUGGUGUUAGGUUUCAGUUGAGCAUGGUUGUACCAGAUUCAAUCAACAACACUAAACUAGAGUUCCGACUGAAUGCAACCACUCUAAGCACUGAGCUGGAGCCGAAAGAUAACAUGAAAUCGCUCAGUGUUGAAGUCAGGAAUCAAGUUAAAACCACCUUUACAGGGAUAUCAAAACCUAUAUCUAUCACUAUAAGAGACGAAGCACAGAAAUAUAUCACAUCUCAUAUAUAUGAACUACGAAACAAGGGACCAAGCCCUCUCCCAUACUCAACUCUUAUGAUUUUAUACCCACAAAUACAGCAGGGAGGAAAGCCACACCUAUAUCUGAAUACAACCAGUUGGAGUUGUACGCCACCCUGCAGGAUACAGUGUGCAUUCCCAGAUAAUCCUAAUAGCGCACCUGUUGUGCACGCAUCUAAUGCAGGUCCUACCUACGUUAUCGAUGAAACACUACCUGAAGAAAAUAUAGGAGAGUCUAGAACGGUUGCCGAUAUGAAAAAUAUUGAUUGUUCUAAGGGAGGUUGUUCAAGAUACGAGUGUAAGCUCUACGACAUUCCACCGAGAGAGAGCGCUGUAGUCACACUGGAGUAUGUCGCUACAGGAGACAUUCUUAGUGCUAUAGUCGACGGUGAUGCAAUGAAAAUUAGAUCGGAAGGUCACGUGAGACUAAAAGACUUAAGCAGACUCAUUGCGGAUACUACCGAACAUUCCACAUCGGUAUACUCGGACCUGCUACCAGUUACACCACCGCCCAAGCGUCUGCCAUGGUGGAUAAUUCUGGUCAGUGUGCUAGCUGGACUCCUGCUCAUCUUCCUGGUCAUAUUUAUCCUCUGGAAGAUUGGAUUUUUCAAACGGAAGAAGAUGGAGGAAAUAAGAAGAAUGCAACAUGAAGGCCAGAUUGAAAAGGAGAAAAUGUUACCUGACGAUGAAGAAGCCAAUGGUAAUAAGGGCUGAAAGUAUAACUUAAAGAUAAAAUAAAGCUUGAAUCCAAAAAAUAUUGUAUCAUGAGUACGAGAAAUAACAACAAAUGCCAAAAAUAUACGUGCAAAUGAUAUGACUCAAUAUAUUGGACAGAAUGACAGUUUUGAUAGUGGUAAAUAAGCUUACUUUAUACAAUAUUGUUAUAGAAUGAAUAAAGAUCGUCCACGAGAUUCACGACAAUAUAAAUGCCUUUGGAAAUAAAUGGAUAAAUGUUUGAUAAAUGUACACCAAAUAUAGAAUUUAUUGUUUCAAAAAACUAUGAAAUGAGUAAAAGGGUAUUGGGCAGAGUGGAUGUAUAGGUGUUUAAAUUGGUUAGGGCGAGUCGAAAUACCAACAGCUAUAUUUAUAACAUUAUCAUUUAUACUAUACACCAUUACUUAUCAUCAAAUACAUGUAUACUUAUUCGCAGAUGGGGAGGUCAUUUUUAUCUUCUUCCUCUAACACUUGCAGUCAAGUAUAAAAAGCAUUGAAACUUCAACAAAUAACAAAACUCGGUAUCAGAUACUUCUAUAAAAUUGACUUUGACCCUAAUAAUGGCUUUGCCAUGGUCUUCUACAAUAUCAUCUGGUAUUAUACAGGGAUGACUCGAAAAACAAUUCAUGAUGUAGAUAAGUUAAUUCUCCAGAGAAGUUUCUUGAAGAAAAUAUAUCUUUUCAUUUUAGUGCUGUGAUAUUUGACUGCCACCGUCUUAAAAGAAGAAGAGUUUUAUCUUUUAAAUUAUGCACAGACAUUGCACCAUCCGACGCCAAAAAUAUGAUUAAAACAUAUAUUUUACAAUGACAUUUUACCACUGUGAUACUUUCAACAUUAUGAUUCUUCAUUGAAAUUGAAGUCUGCUUUUUAUAUUUAAAACAAAAAUAAAACAUAGCGCACAAACAACAUGUAUAUAAUUGCGACUUUAUUGUAACAGAUAUUAUGUAAUUAGUUUUCUGUGUUUGUCUCGUGUUCAAAACGUAAUACGUUCUCGAACACUCAUGAGAGUUAGACCGUACUCUCCAGCUUUCGCGCAUAUCUUCAUGAAUAUGAGUCGGCUCAUAAAUAACUCUGCUAUCAAUACCCCAAUUUCUACAGGCGUUAAAGGUACCUGUAAAUUCCAAGCAAAAUUGUAAUUGUCUACCGGUUUAUUCGGAUAUUGAAUUUAAUUGUGUAUAUAUAUAUCAUAAAUGUAGACAGUAUUUAUGCUUUUAAAUAUUCUUGAUAUCAUUUGUUUAUCAUAACAUAGAUUCGUAUUCAUAAAGAUUCUUUUUUAUACUUUUGAUUGCCCUCGUAAUUGUAUGUUAAUUUGCUGUUUUAGCAAAAGUUUUUGGAUUCAUUAAAGGGUGUAAGUUUAUUCAGUUAUUGUUCCUAGAUCCUAUCAGUACUCAUUUGUUCUCUGAGAGUAAUUUUCAACUUUCACACAUGAAUCAGGGGUGGAGAAAAAAAUAGCUAAAACUAGUGGAUAUUUCUUCAUACUAUUAUCCGAAUCCCUCGUCCUGUCUAUUCAUAGUCUUAUCAUAUGUCUACAGAGCUAACUGGAAGGGCGUUAACUGGAAGGGCUCUUAUUAUGUUAUAUCUAUGUAAUAUAUUUGACUGUAAUAUACCUCAUGUUAUUGUCGUUCAUAUUGUUUAUGCUAGCUUUAAGCUUUCAUAUCCUGCCAUGUAAUAUCAUCUGUCCAUUUAAUGCACGUAUUUUUCAUAUAUGCUCAUUCCAUGUUGUCAUAUAGUUUGAUAUCUAUUUGUACCAAUUUGUAUGAAUGCAAAUGAAUAAAUAAAUAAAACUUUA
Molecule: messenger RNA, 5336 nt
Organism: Mercenaria mercenaria
Lineage: Eukaryota; Metazoa; Mollusca; Bivalvia; Venerida; Veneridae
Product: integrin alpha-9-like
Exons: 22
Coding region: 137-3547 (1136 amino acids)
Biological process (GO): cell adhesion mediated by integrin; cell-cell adhesion; cell-matrix adhesion
Cellular component (GO): integrin complex; external side of plasma membrane
Molecular function (GO): integrin binding
Source: RefSeq, a predicted model, not a curated record